AUACCUUUGUUGCUCGUCAACAAGGGUGCGCCAGCGUGGCUUGGCGCACCCAGUGAAUACUGAAUUCAGGUGGCCUGGGAACCAUGGCGAGCCAAAAACGAGGGCAGCGUCCCGCAGCCAGGCCAAGCGCACCACUGAUUGUUGCGUGCACUGCCGGCGCUGUCUUGGUGGGGGCUGGCGCUCUAUUCGCGCGGCUGAGGUUCUGCAGGCGCUGCGAGGCGGCUACGGCGAACCAGGUCUUGGCAGUCGCAGGCACUGGUUCUAAUCUAGAUGGAGACAUCGCGCCAGAAGGCCAGCAAGGCCAGGUGGUUCAUGCCCACGGUCUGGAGCUUCAGGUGUACCGGCCGUGGCAGCUGGAGCCCUGCGUUGCUGCGCCAGAGGCUCAGGAGCGCAGCGGUAGCACGCACCCGAGUGUGUCAGCCUGCGGCGCCGUCAUGAAGGCCAUGGCCAGCGAGCCUGGCGACCUGCGCCGCUCCCUGGAGGACGACACGGCUGUGUGGGACAUCAUCGCCCCACGCCCUGCCGCCGCUGCGCCCAUCGCUAGUGCUGCCGUGGCGGUGGCGUCGUGCGUGCUGCCGCCGUUGGAUUACGCCGAGGUGCUGGAUGCCGCGCCAACGGACCCGCAGCCGCUGGACACACCUACCGCCGCCGUGACCCUGGCGCCGCUGCUGCUGCUCGCGCCGGUACCUGCGCUGACACCGGCCCCCUGGUUCGCGGCCGGAGACACAGCUGGUGUGGCAGUCGCCACAAGCGCAGCUGCAGCCUGUUCGGCAGCGACUGCCGCUGACACGAGCGAUGCGCAUGUGGAGGAGCAGUCAGCGCUGGCGCCAGAUCCUGCGCCAUGCCCGGGCCUGGCCGGCACCACCAAGGCGAACACUGCUGCCGCUUACACUGCUGUCGUAGCAGUCCUGCCGCAGCCGGCGGCGGAGGAAGAGGCUGCUGUGGGCGGAUGCCUGGAGGCUGAGUCGUCCUGGGAUCCGCCGCAGUCCUGGUGCGGGGACGACUCGGAGGGGGAGUGCGAGCUGCUGGAGGCGGAGUGGGUGGAGAUGGACAAGGUGCGCUUGGUCGGGCAGGAGGAGGAGGAGGUGGUGCUCGUGGAUGCAAACGCGUAUGUGGCCAGCGAGGAGGCGGACAGCUGUGACGGCGAGGACUUCUUCUCAAAGUACGAGAACGCGGCCUUCAUCCAGGCGGCAGACGCCAGCGAGCAGCAGGAGCGCCAGGAGGUGCAGCAGCGGGAGCGCCUGCCCGGAGCCCCAGCCACGUCGCAGUCCGCGUUCGCGGCGUACCGCGGCGGCAACGCCGGCGCAUUACCCUUUGCGCCGUGCACGCCGUGCGCCAGCUUCCAUAUGCGCGACAACGACGUCUUCGAUGCCAGCGCCGUGUCCGAUGCCAUCUGCGCCGCCGCCGCCGCCGCCGCCGCAGUGUCUGCCGCUUCCCGGGACGGCAGCAGCGGCGGCCACGCCGAAUGGAGCUGCCUGGGUGCUGCGCAGGACACCGCCCCCUCAAAGAAUCAGCAGCAACAGCAGCCGUCACAGCUGCCCCGCGUCGAGUCCUUCGCGCCGGCCACUCCCGCGCUGCUGUCGGCCUGCCCCUCACUGGCGCGGGCCGACAGCCUGCUGACCGCCGCGCCGGCGCCGUCGGCCUCGCGGUCGGCCUCGCUGCGCUCGCCCAGCUGCCGCCGCACCGCCUCGGCUCGGCGGGCGCUCUGGCUGGACGGCUGCGUGUGCGCUGAAGAGCAGGAGGAGGAGGCCGGCGGGGAGCCGGUGGUGGCGGAGGGCGUGGCGUUCCUGGUGGCAGCGGUUGAGGCGGCGUUGGUGGAGAACCCGCUCUUUGCGGACGCGGUGCUACCCGCGGGCCCCAGAGCCUCGCAGGAGCACGGUCUCAAGCGCUCGUCCCUGGAAUACGUCAACCCGUGUUACGCCGCGGAGGGAGAGGACGGCGAGGAGGGAGAGGCAGCAGAGCCAGCGACGGCGGUGUCUGAUGGUGCCGUGGCUCAGGGGGCAGGCGUGGUCUGCCCAUCGUUGGAGGCGCUCUCCGAGCCCUCCAUGGCGCGCUCUGCCCAGCCCUGCCCGCCGCCGACUGCUACACCGGCGCUGGCCGGCCCUCCAGGUGCGCCGCCGCCGCGCCGCCGCGGCGUCAGCAGCCCUGGAAGCAGCCCGCGGGCCGCACCCCAACCCAGGCCCGCUUGGAGGCCCAACAGCAGCAAGGCGGGCACCGGCGCCGUGCUUCCGCGCCUACCCCGUGUCGGCAACACCGCGGCUGCAGGGAUGAUACCUGCAGCCGUCCGCAGCAGCCGCAGCACCGGUGACCACCGCGCCCUGCCUCCGGCCACUCCGCGCUACCUUGCUCCCACGGCCGCCUUCCUCGCGGCUACACGGGCGGCGGCCUUAAAACGCGUACCGCUGUCGCCGGCAGCGGCCAAGGCGGUGGGUGGGGGCGCCGUGGCCACUGGUAUUGCUCGGCCGCCGUUCCGGCCCGCGUCCAAGUCCUCCAGGACUGCCCCCGGCAAGCCAGAGCCGCGCGGUGCAUCGGUGCCUCGGGCGGCCGCCAGCAGCACGCCUGCCACCACCAGCCGUAGCAGCCGCAGCAGCAGCGGCCGUGAGUCCUCGGCGAGCAGCUGCGAACCGCCCCGCUUCAUGCGCCCCACUGCAACCUUCCUAGCAGCCAGCGCCAGUGCGCACAAGGCGGCGUCACUGAGAGCCAGCACUGGCAGCAGCGGGAGCAGCAGUGGCAGCGGCGGCACCGGCUCCUCAAGGGCGCCGCAGACGUGGAAGGUGGAUGCCGUGGUGGCCAGGUCUGGCGGAACUGCGGCCGCGGCUACGAAGCGCCCGGUGUGGCGAUGAACUGGUGCGCGCAGCGCAACGGAUGAGAGGGAGUUGAGGCUUGCGAGCUGCCGUCACGCGAAUACGUGGCGAUCGGCCGUUCGAUUCGUACUUAAAGAGCCCGUGCACCGUUGAAUAUGGCGAUGACAGUAUUUGGUUGAUACUUGAUAGUAUAUAUUAUUCUUUCGCAGUUGUCUGCAGUCGUGUAUUCGCAGAAGUUGCCGCAGGCUGCACACGCCCGCACACGGGGGUGGCUCGUGAUCCUUGAGCGCGGCGCCGCAGCCGCAUGCAAGUACGGUAGUAGUAGCACGUGCGGGGUUGGGAUGCAGGUGGUUUGUGAUCGCAUUGAUCCCAGAACGGAACCGCGAGCAGCGAUGAAGUUGGCAGUGAUGCUGUUGCCAUAUUGGUAGUUCGGGGUUGACAAUAUAUGGCUUUGAAUGUUUGAGAACACCCAAGCGCAGGUCCACCAAGUAGGGUGGUGCCGAAGCGUGGUGUUAGUAAGGCCAGUGCCUUGCUUUGCGAGCAAGUAGGACACACGUGCUGAGCUCUGGGGCCAACUCAGAAGCCCACUAAGCACAUCCAUUUGGGUAGAUGCAGAUGCCCCAAGGCUCAUCUGACAUGCAGUUUUGUGAUUGCUCGCGGUACCGUAUUCUUGGCUGUCUGUCACCGCUCAGGGUAGCGGUGCUUGCGUCAAGGGAGCUGAACCAGCAGCUGGCUGGGAUUGUAAAUUUGUAACGCUGUUUGAGA
Molecule: messenger RNA, 3569 nt
Organism: Chlamydomonas reinhardtii
Lineage: Eukaryota; Viridiplantae; Chlorophyta; Chlorophyceae; Chlamydomonadales; Chlamydomonadaceae
Exons: 6
Coding region: 84-2843 (919 amino acids)
Source: RefSeq, a predicted model, not a curated record